ACAUUUGUACUUUUCCGCCUCUCCAUCAGCAGUAGCAUAACAAUUAACCUUCCGAUCGCUCGCAGCUACUGCGAAGGUUUUGGACUGCGUCCCCUCUCUCUCUCACUCUCUCUCUCUACAUCUCGAUCUUCACGGCGCUGAACUUUUUCGAUCUUGCAGUCUCCCAAAAUUAGGGUUUCAUAUCUCCAUCAAUCUAUUACUAAUCGCUUGAAUCUAGCCCAUCUCGUUUCUUCAUUCGAAAAUACCUAGAUUUACUGCUCCUAUUUUUUCACCUCACAGAUCUACUCACCUCACUCAAAUAUCUUCUGUACCUUUCUUUCUUCAUCAUGUUCUGGAAGCUCACAGCUCUCUCCGCCUCCUCUCCGGUGGAAUCAGUGUUAGACAAGGAAAAUUUCACGUUGGAAGAGCUGCUGGAUGAGGAAGAAAUAAUCCAAGAAUGCAAAGCCUUAAACAGUCGUCUCAUCAAUUUUUUACGAGACAGAGCCCAAGUGGAGCAGUUAUUGCGGUAUAUAGUUGAAGAAGCCCCUGAGGAUGCUGAAAGCAAACGGGCUUUCAAGUUUCCCUUCAUUGCAUGUGAGAUAUUUACCUGCGAAAUCGAUGUAAUUCUCAAGACACUGGUGGAGGAAGAUGAGCUUAUGGACUUGCUUUUCUCCUUCUUGGAACCAAACCGCCCUCAUAGUGCUUUACUGGCUGGGUAUUUCAGCAAGGUUGUUGUGUGCCUUAUGUUGCGGAAGACGGUUCCACUUAUGAACUACGUUCAAGUCCAUCCAGAUGUUUUCCGCCAGUUGGUUGAUUUGAUAGGGAUCACCUCUAUCAUGGAGGUUUUGGUUCGGCUUGUGGGUGCUGAUGAUCAUGUAUAUCCCAAUUUUAUGGAUGUGAUGCAAUGGCUGGCUGACAGCAAUCUGCUUGAAAUGAUUGUAGAUAAAUUAAGUCCAUCUGGUCCUCCUGAAGUCCAUGCUAAUGCAGCAGAAACACUAUGUGCGAUAACUCGAAAUGCUCCAUCAGCCUUGGCCACAAGACUUGCAAGCCCAAGUUUCGUUGCAAGGAUAUUUGGUCAUGCACUGGAAGAUUCACAUUCAAAGUCUGGCCUUGUCCACUCCCUUUCUGUGUGUAUCUCCUUGUUAGAUCCAAAAAGAUCAGCAAUUUCUUCUCCUCUGAUGCAUUCUUUUCGAAGCCAACAUAUGUAUGAAUCUCCAAUCCCUGUAAAUCCGGAGACCAUUGGUGCAAUGCUGCCAAAACUUAAUGACUUGCUUAUGCUUCUUAAUGUUGCAUCUGAUGAGAAGAUUUUGCCGACAACAUAUGGAGAACUGAGACCGCCUCUAGGGAAGCAUCGCCUAAAGAUUGUGGAGUUCAUUGCUGUGCUAUUGAAAACUGGCAAUGAAGCUGCAGAGAAGGAAUUGGUCAGCUCUGGAACCAUUCAAAGAGUUCUUGAUCUUUUCUUUGAGUAUCCAUACAAUAAUGCAUUGCAUCACCAUGUGGAGAGUAUUAUAUAUUCUUGCCUGGAGAGCAAGAGUGAUAACAUGGUGGAUCAUCUUCUUCGAGAGUGUGAUAUGAUUGGGAAGAUUCUCCAAACGGAAAAAGAUCCUGUUCUUUUUGGCGAGUCCAGUAAGCCAACUUUACCUGCUUCUGGGAAACGGGCACCACGGGCAGGAAACCUUGGACACAUUACACGGAUUUCUAAUAAGCUUGUUCAAUUAGCUAGCAGCAACAGCCACAUUCAGACAUAUCUUCAGGAAAAUAAUGAGUGGACCGGAUGGCAAGUUAGUGUCCUGCAAGAGCGUAAUGUAGUUGAAAAUGUCUACCGAUGGGCUUGCGGGCGUCCAACAGCUUUGCAAGAUAGGACAAGGGACAGUGAUGAUGAUGACCUUCAUGACAGGGAUUAUGAUGUUGCAGCUCUUGCAAAUAACUUAAGUCAGGCUUUCAGAUAUAAAAUAUAUGGGAAUGAUGAUGCUGAAGAGGGCCAUGGAGCUCUUGAUCGGGAUGAUGAGGAUGUCUACUUUGAUGAUGAAUCUGCUGAAGUUGUGAUAUCAUCACUGAGGCUUGGUGAUGACCAAGGGAGUCUGUUCACGAAUUCCAACUGGUUUGCCUUCCAAGACGACAGAAUUGUUGAUGCACCUGUGAGCACAUCACCUUCAGAGAUGAUGGAUGAGAUAAACUUGAAUGGAACUGCUAAUGGUGGUAACAGCAGUAGUGAUGAUGAGGUGGUGGUUGGAGAAGAUGAUGAGUUGACUGAAAGUAAAGAUUCUGUUAAUGGCACAUCCACUUCCAACACAAACUAUGUGAAUCCAUUUUCUGGGGGUGAUUCCACAAAUAGUGGAAAUUUGGAUCCACAAAAUGAGAAAGCAAAUGCUUCCAAUGAUAUGGGAUUCUUCAGGUUUGACACACCAGAAAAUAAAGACUUAUUUGCUGAUAGGCCUUUACCAGAUUGGGAGGGAUGGAGAGAAUCAUCAGAUGUGCAAGUUGGUGGGUCAAGUCUGAAUCCUUUUAUUGAUAAUGACAAUUCUGAUGUUAACAUUGCGAGUCACACCGAGGUUGCAACUUGUGACGCUACUUCACCAUCAACUGCAGAUUCCAUAGUCCCAAAUGGUUCUGUUACACCCAUGGAUUCUAGUGAUGGAUCUGCAAACAGUGAUGGGAGUCAGAGAUCUGCGGCAGUGCCCUCAUUGUUCGAAGAGGAUGUUGAAUUUGUGGGUGUGGAAUUAGAAGGUACUGAGAAGGCAAUGGAACAGGCUCUUAAGGAGGGAAUAGUUGGAGAAGCAGGGCCCUUAAAGAGGAACAUUAUCCCUAAGGUACCAGAAAAGGAAAAUUCCGACGAAGGGGGAGCUGGUAUUAAGGAGUUCAAUGAUGCAAACUACUGGAGGGUUGAUCAAGAGGUAGCGGUUCUGGAGUGAUGGUGGGUGGGUAGCUGUUUGGGUUGGCUGUUCCUGAAAGUUGGAUCCUACAGUCAACCUCAUUUUUGGCUGGGAAGGGCUGAUGCAACAAGUGCAUGUACAGUAUAUUUUUGUUUCCAGAUCGUGAUUGAACUGUAGGUUGUGUUAUGGUUAUUAAUGUCUAUUAGUUAUUGUUAACUCUAACUGUUUAUUAUCUUAAGUUUUGUUUCUUGU
This is a messenger RNA of Pistacia vera, 3104 nucleotides long. RefSeq names its product serine/threonine-protein phosphatase 6 regulatory subunit 3-like. NCBI's taxonomy places the organism in Eukaryota, Viridiplantae, Streptophyta, Magnoliopsida, Sapindales, Anacardiaceae. The coding region runs from base 327 to 2891 and encodes 854 amino acids. The record is from RefSeq and is a predicted model, not a curated record. The transcript is spliced from 19 exons. Gene Ontology annotation, molecular function: protein phosphatase binding; protein phosphatase regulator activity.